CUUGGGGUAAACAGACAAACGUGAGGAAACGCUUUUAAGAACGAAAACAACUUACGAUUAGUGUAUAAAACUAUUUUUAAACAAAUUAGUGACAAUAAUAAAAACACUUAUUUUUGAAAUACAGUGAAAUAAAAAGCGCAGAAAUGCUAGCACGUCGCUCAAUCGCUGUAGUACAAGCGUUGAAACAACAUUGUCGCAAAAUGUCGCAAGUCGGUGAAUUGGGUAGYGGCGCAGGCAAGGGUGGCGGCGGUGGUGGCUCYAUACGCGAGGCAGGCGGCUCUUUCGGCAAAAUGGAAGCAGCACGAGAGGAGGAAUUYUUCUACAAGCAGCAAAAGGAACAGCUGAAGAAUCUGAAAACCAAAAGCGACGACGCACCUAAGAGUACAAAUGCCAACGCACAACCGGCGAAGUAGUGAAAUGGUGUAAAUAGACGAAAAAUAAAUUACUUGAGAAACAAUUUUGGAACAGCGCCAAUUGGUGUUUGUGUCCUCAAUAUUUUGCCCGCAAAUGUGCAUAAACGAAUUUUGUAGUUGAAAGCGCUGUUUUUACUUAUAAUACCCAAGAGUUCAAUAUGGUAUUUUGUUAAUUAUAUUUAUUUACCCUAAUAUAUACACAAAUUAAAAAAAAAAUAUAUAUUUAAUCAUACU
Bactrocera latifrons is the source of this 647-nucleotide messenger RNA. Its product is annotated as ATPase inhibitor, mitochondrial. Gene Ontology annotation, biological process: negative regulation of ATP-dependent activity. Gene Ontology annotation, molecular function: ATPase inhibitor activity. NCBI's taxonomy places the organism in Eukaryota, Metazoa, Arthropoda, Insecta, Diptera, Tephritidae. The coding region runs from base 144 to 413 and encodes 89 amino acids. The transcript has 3 exons. Gene Ontology annotation, cellular component: mitochondrion. The record is from RefSeq and is a predicted model, not a curated record.